Messenger RNA from Hibiscus syriacus, 1178 nucleotides. RefSeq names its product rhamnogalacturonan I rhamnosyltransferase 1-like. Lineage: Eukaryota; Viridiplantae; Streptophyta; Magnoliopsida; Malvales; Malvaceae. The coding region runs from base 123 to 1076 and encodes 317 amino acids. Gene Ontology annotation, cellular component: cytoplasm. The record is from RefSeq and is a predicted model, not a curated record. The transcript is spliced from 6 exons.
GGAAUGAUCCUAGUGAGUUCAAGGACAUUUUCGAUGUUGAUCACUUCAUUACUUCCUUGAGAGACGAGGUCCGGAUAUUGAAGGAGCUACCACCUCGAGUUCAGCAACGGGUUGAUCAAGGAAUGUUCUUCUCUACGCAACCCAUUAGUUGGUCUAGUAUCGCUUAUUAUGCUCGUCAGAUUCUUCCUCUUGUGCUAAAGCACAAAGUUGUACAGUUGAAUAAAACCGAUACUCGGCUUGCAAACAACGGACUACCCCUCGAGAUUCAGAAGCUGCGCUGCCGUGUAAAUUUCAAUGCGCUGAGAUUUACUUCCCAAAUUGAAGAAUUGGGUAGAAAGUUUGUCAAGAUUUUAAGGGAGAAGGGCCCUUUUCUUGUGCUUCAUCUCAGAUAUGAAAUGGACAUGUUGGCCUUUUUGGGCUGCACUCAUGGCUGCAACAGCGAGGAAGAGGAAGAAAUUACGAGAAUGAGGUAUGCUUAUCCCUGGUGGAAGGAAAAGAUAAUAAAUUCAGAAAUGAAAAGGAAAGAAGGAUUGUGCCCUUUGACACCAGAAGAAACAGCUCUAGUGUUAAAAGCACUCGGUAUUGACCGCAAUGUUCAAAUUUACAUUGCUGCCGGAGAAAUUUACGGUGGCGAGAGACGGAUGGCUCCGUUGGCAAAAGAGUUUCCUAAUUUGGUCAGAAAGGAGACUCUACUUCGAUCGGACUUGAAAUUCUUCCAAAACCACUCAUCCCAAAUGGCAGCAUUGGAUUAUCUAGUCGCCUUAGAAAGUGAUAUAUUCGUUCCGACAUACGACGGAAACAUGGCCAAAGUGAUCGAAGGCCAUCGGAGAUUCUUGGGGUUCAAGAAAACUAUCUUACUAGACCGAAAACUUCUAGUCAAGUUAAUAGAUCAGUACCAUGAUGGAUUGUUAAGCUUGGACGAGUUCUCCGAUACCGUGAAGGAAGUUCAUUCGAAUAGGAUGGGAAACCCAAAGAAACGGGUCGUGAUGCCAGAUAGACCGAAAGAAGAAGAUUAUUUUUAUUCGAAUCCACAUGAAUGUCUACAACUGUUGGAUGAACCUUGGAGAAGAACAUGAGCUGAAUCAUGGUGGUUAAAUUAUUAAUCUUCAAUUACACUUUUGUACUUAAAUACAUGUUUAUUAUUAGACAUAACUCACAAAUAAUGGAAAUAUGCAGAU